Gavia stellata (red-throated loon) is the source of this 1506-nucleotide messenger RNA. RefSeq names its product coiled-coil domain containing 112 (gene CCDC112). Bases 1 to 1491 code for a protein of 496 amino acids. The record is from RefSeq and is a predicted model, not a curated record. NCBI's taxonomy places the organism in Eukaryota, Metazoa, Chordata, Aves, Gaviiformes, Gaviidae. The transcript is spliced from 10 exons.
AUGGCUGCUCUGGCAAUGGCUGUCGCUGCGGCGGCCGCCGGGCGGCAACAGAAUGACAGCCGUUCCAGUACUGCCAGUGCUGGUCGACAAUUUCAGAACCGGAAGAUGAAAGCUGAACAAGCUAAGAAAGUUGAAUUCAUAAGAACUGCAGAAAAGCUAAAAGCUCAGCUUGCAAAUAUAGAAAAAGACAAAAAUGGACAUCUCUACAAUAGGAAGAGUAAUUUCAGGGCAGAAUACAGCAUACUAGAGGAACUAGAACAUGGCAUGACUGUCAGCAGGAAAAAUGAAAAAGCUAAAAUCCUGCAGCAGCUAUCAAAAAUACAAAAUAAUGUGAAGAGACUUCAGCAACAACUAAAAGAUGUGAAGCCUACACCAGAAUUUGUUGACAAGCUCAAGGAAACGAUGGAAGAAGUUGAAAAUGCAAUCAAUGCUUUUAAAGAAGAACAGAGGCAAAUCUAUGAACAGCUUUUGAAGGAGGAAAAAACUGCCAUUAAUGAGCUCAAUGUCUUUGAAAGAAAAGUGGAACUGUGGGCGUUAGGCAGCUCAACAACAGAAGUAGUUUCUAAAUUACUAUCAGCCAGGGUCUCAGUUGAUAAAACACUGGAAAAUCAUCUACCUGAAGAAGUAGUAGAGUUUGAAAGAUUUCUUCAGCAAACAGGAGGGCGGCAAGGAGGCUGGGAUGACUAUGAUCACCAAAAUUUUCUGAAAGUAAGGACAAAACACAAAGGAAGGCUAUCUUAUGUGGAUGAAGCCCUUGAGUAUCUCUGUGGAAGAACAAGAGAAGAUAUUGAACAGCAUGACAAAUGGUAUCAAGAAUUUCUAAUUUUACACAAAAGAAAGAAAGAGUCAAUUAAGAAGUGGAAAGAAAAAGAAGGAAACUUAAAGGAGAAAGAGAGGUCAGAAAAAAUGCUUAAGGAAGAAUGGCUACAGCGUGAAGACGGUCCAAAGCAAAAAGCAGAAGAAAGAAAAAGACAACAAGCAGCAAUUGAAGCAUGGAAGAAACAGAAAGCAACAGCAUUUGCAAUGGAACGAGCAGCAGAAUUACAACUAGAAGACAAGAAGGAGAAAAAGCAACAAAAAGAACACCAGCACCAAUGCCACAUGAAGUUAGUGUUGGAAAGGUAUACGUUGCAGAAGAAAGAAAAGGAGGAACUUGAAAAGCUUGAAAAGGAGAAGAGAGAGGAAGCUGAAAAGGAGGAAAGGAAGAGAAUUGCUGCAGAAGAAAUUACUAAGUUUCAAGAGGGUGAUCUACGUAAACUGGAGCAAAGGAUUCUACAAAAACAAGCUGCAGAAGUAGAGAAACGAGAAAAAGGAAAAAGAUUGGCCAAGUUAAGAGAGAAGGUCGAGAUUCACGUAACCAGAGACAGGUCCAGGCUGUACAGACCUACCAAGGGCUGGGAGGAACGCACAAAAGAGAUCACACCAACAGCUUCAGAGCCGCUUUUACGUAUUCCUCAUAGAGCUGUCCCAGGCUGGAGACAAGGGUUAUAGAUGAGCACCUACCUG